Molecule: messenger RNA, 840 nt
Organism: Guillardia theta CCMP2712
Lineage: Eukaryota; Cryptophyceae; Pyrenomonadales; Geminigeraceae
Exons: 1
Coding region: 113-718 (201 amino acids)
Biological process (GO): mRNA splicing, via spliceosome
Cellular component (GO): spliceosomal complex; nucleus
Source: RefSeq, a predicted model, not a curated record
UCCCCCUCGCCUUUCCGCUCUCCCUGCUGCUUGGUUGUUGACCCUCCCCUGCCCCCCCGCGCUUGUCCUUUCGUUCUAGCCGCUACAGAUUGCUACAGCUUGAGUUGCAAGCAUGUCGACAAACCUCCAGCGAUUGUCCAAGAAGGCUCCAGAAGGUUGGGACGAGGUUCUUCCAACCUUGGAAAUGUUUGAGAACAGGAUGAAAGAUGCCGUAAACGAAUCGCAUGAAGGGAAACGCAAGCAUGAGUCGACAUGGCCCAUCCACAGGAUUCAUUAUGAGAAGAGCAGGUACAUCUAUGAGCUUUAUUACACCAAAAAGGAGAUCUCGAGAGAGCUCCUUGAUUUCUGUAUCCGAGAGAAGGUGGUGGAUGGAAAUCUAAUGGCUAAGUGGAAGAAACCAGGGUACGAAUUCCUCUGCUCUCUGGCUGCUAUCAACAAAGGAUCCACAAACUUUGGCACCACAAACGUUUGCAGGGUGCCCCUCCGUUUGCGCAGCGGAAAGAUCACUCCAUCUGUCGUAACGGGGUGCAUCAGUUGCGCUUCCUGCGACAAAGGAGCUCCUAUCUGGUGGAACAGCAACAUCGAAGGUAGGGCGGGUGGAUCCAAAAGGGCUGCAGACGCAGAAGAGGACGAAGAGGUUGAGAAAAGGGCGGCGAUGCUCCGAGGAGAAGGAGGAAGCGACGCGAAGCGCAGUCGAACUGGAGACACGUUGGAUUGAAGAUGUGCUCCGCUAUAUUUCGGUCCACCACGAAGAAUACUCGUAGUCUGUUUUGCACCUGUUGUAACGUCGUAAGAUUGAACAGAUUCUGUUCUUCGGUUGAUAAUCGAAACGUUGGAUUU